AUGGGUUCCAGCAGCUGCAAAAGCGAGCAGCGGAGCGGCUCAUGUCUGGAAUGCUCGACGACUGUAGGGCAGGUGAGCAUCCAGGCUUUCGGUCCGGAGGAUGGUCCCGUGAUCCUCGCCUUGCAUGGACUGUCCUCUGCAUCCUUCAUCAUCCGUGAGUGGGACAGCCUCGCGGAGAGCCUAGCAGAAUCAGGCUUUCGCGUGCUUCUACCCAACUUCCACUCUAACUCAGCUGCGGCUCCGAGACUCUUUGGCCCUACACGUGUAGUUCCCGUCUUGCUGCAGAUACUGCAGAGCUUUUCUCCCGAGCGGCAAGUUGUGCUGAUGGGUAAGAGCUGGGGAGGCGCUGUCGCAGCCGAGUUUGCAGCUGCCCAUCCGGCGGUGGUGAAACAACUGGUGCUUGUUUGUCCAGCCAUUCGUGUCCUGAAGGGAAAAGAAGCCGAAGCCAUCAGGGAGUUGAGGAUGCCCUUGCUGCUUCUCUGGGCAAGAGAUGACUGGAUGACCUGGUUUUCAUCAUCGCAAGUCUUCUGCGACAAUUGCCCUCGUGUUUCUUUGAUUGCCGUUCAACGUGGAGGACAUCGGAUAUUGCCAGAUUACACAGGGUACGUCCUGAACUUCUUGCGAGAUUGA
Messenger RNA from Symbiodinium sp. CCMP2456, 630 nucleotides. NCBI's taxonomy places the organism in Eukaryota, Dinophyceae, Suessiales, Symbiodiniaceae. The record is from the annotation of a GenBank genome assembly.